Molecule: messenger RNA, 471 nt
Organism: Colletotrichum higginsianum IMI 349063
Lineage: Eukaryota; Fungi; Ascomycota; Sordariomycetes; Glomerellales; Glomerellaceae
Exons: 1
Coding region: 1-471 (156 amino acids)
Source: RefSeq, a predicted model, not a curated record
AUGUGCUGCCGAAAACGCCGCGCCGCCCGUCAGGCCUGGCUCGAGCGACGUGCCGCUGGAGGAGGUAGAUGCGGCCGCGGCCCCGGUGGCCCCCGUGCCCCGACCCCCUUCGCGGGCGGCGGACCUUUUGGCCAAUGGCAAGAUCUCCCUCCCGACGUCGUCCACCAGAGCCCCUCGCAAUACCAACAAGUCGCCAUACCCCGCAACGAACCUGCGGCCAAGGACAUCGAAAAGGGCACGCCUCCUGGCGAGCGCGACGCCGGCCGUGCUUCCUUCAUGGCCGGCGCUCUCGGGCGAUGGAGGGAUUCGAUCGGGAGCGAUGCGAAGCGGGAGAUAAAAAGAGAGUCGACAAAUACCUUGCCGCCAAAGUACACUGCUGGCGUGUCUGAGGUGCCGCAAUGGCCUGACGAGAAGGCUGCAGCGAAGAGAGGAUCGUUGCCACCAAACUACGAUGCUGCCACAAAGUCAUAA